UUAGUUCUAGUUACCAUGGUUACUGUCAUUUGAUUGGUCAAUGCACAAUUGACAGACUAUUUCUGGAGCACCAUUAAAGCUAGUCUUCUCAUUCAGGCGCUCACUCAAACUGCCGAGUCAAAAUUAGAAGAAAUUCUCGAUACGGCUGCGCAGGAGGCCGAAGACAAACCAUAGCGUCUCCACAUAAAAUCAGUAAUCGAUUAUUGAUAUUAAUGCCGUCGUUUACUUUACCAACAGAAAUGACUAACAACACCACGAAUAUCACAACCACGACUUCCCCAGGGAGCCCCUGUGAGGCGUACACCGAGACACCAUACACCCAAGCGUUCAAGACAAUUGUAUAUAUCUUAAUCAUCAGUAUCUCAAUUAUUGGCAACUCUACUGUCAUUUACAUUGUCUAUAAGAACUACCAUGAAAGGAAUAUGACAAACUGGUUUAUAGCCAAYUUAGCUGCUUCAGAUAUCUUCAUAGCUUUGACUGGCAUGCCGAACAUGAUCACCGAAGUCUACGUUACCAAUUGGAUGUUUGGCUCGUUUGUGUGCAAAAUUGUUGUCUACUUUCAAAGCGUAGCGGUGGCAGUGUCAGUGCUGACGCUCGUAGCUGUUUCAGGAGAUCGAUAUCUGUGCGUCGUGUCUCCGUUGAGACGUCGGCCUGGCGUCGACAAGGCAAAGUACAUUGUGGUAUUGAUCUGGGUUGUAUCACUUAGCGUCAUGGCGCCAUUGAUUUCCGCGCAAAAAGUCGUUGAAAUUGACGGAAAUAGUUUAUGUAUCGAGGAAUGGGGCGCUCCAUUUGAUAAAGAACAAUCACCUAAACAUUUUACAAUCAUUCUCUUUGUAGUAAUGUACGUCGUACCACUAGUUGGGAUGGCUUUUCUCUACCUGGCGAUCUGUCAAUCAUUAUGGAAGCGGAAAGCACCAGGUGAACAAAUCAACCAGACUGAAAUGCUUAUUCAGAAAUCGCGCCGUAGAGUAAUUAUCAUGCUUCUUGCAGUUACAAUCGUGUUUUCGUUCUGCUGGAUGCCUUUGUGGGUCUUUCAGUUUAUAAUGUUCUUUGCGAGACACRUUAUUCCAUGUCCAAGAGCUAUCAAUGCAUUCUACUUUGUGUCUUUGUUCUUGGGACAUUCAAACAGUGCUAUCAAUCCAUUCCUUUACUCGCUUUUUAACAAGAGUUUUCGCAAUGGAUUCAAGAAUAUAUCAAGUUGGAUUCGCAGUUCUCUUUGCUGUAAUCAUAACCGAAUUGCUCCGUCCAGUGCCUUUGUGGUAACCGGACAGCAAACUCUGAGAGGGAGUGGGCAACACAAAACACUUACAAAUGGAUACAAUAAUAAUGCCCCUGCAAAUGAAUGAUCAACGAACUAAAACUGCAAUAAUAAGAGCACGAAAGCCGAGUACGGCAUUUGUUGUUCGCAAGCUAUCGACUCAUAACGAUCCACAUUUGGAGAAAUUAACUUAUAAUAUUUGGUAUAGGCUAGAACUCUUUUUGGGUUCCGAGUAUUUCGGUGUAUAAAUUUAACAUUUUGAGGUGUAUCACUUCAGUGUUGAUAAAGAUAGUUUAAAUAGAGAGAAAAUACAUUUUUAGACGAGAACUUACUAAUAAUCUUAUGGAAGUAUUUGAUAAUUUUCUGUAAAACAACAGUUGCGGUAUAUUCACUAAGGGAAAGAUUUAUUUAAAGAAUAAAAGCUAGAUUAGGAAA
Molecule: messenger RNA, 1693 nt
Organism: Exaiptasia diaphana
Lineage: Eukaryota; Metazoa; Cnidaria; Anthozoa; Actiniaria; Aiptasiidae
Product: neuropeptide FF receptor 2
Exons: 1
Coding region: 213-1346 (377 amino acids)
Biological process (GO): G protein-coupled receptor signaling pathway
Cellular component (GO): membrane
Molecular function (GO): neuropeptide Y receptor activity
Source: RefSeq, a predicted model, not a curated record